Messenger RNA from Saprolegnia diclina VS20, 1744 nucleotides. RefSeq lists its product as hypothetical. Bases 7 to 1638 code for a protein of 543 amino acids. Gene Ontology annotation, biological process: calcium ion import across plasma membrane. Gene Ontology annotation, molecular function: monoatomic ion channel activity. The record is from RefSeq and is a predicted model, not a curated record. The transcript is spliced from 3 exons. NCBI's taxonomy places the organism in Eukaryota, Oomycota, Saprolegniomycetes, Saprolegniales, Saprolegniaceae. Gene Ontology annotation, cellular component: membrane.
ACGAGCAUGAGCCAAGCCAUUCCCGGCGCACCACACCAAGAGUUUGAUCUCCACAAGCUGAAGUCCUACGCCGCGCAAGGCUUCGUGCGCAAGGCGACCAAAGAGCUCAACAAGUGUGUCAUCGCCGACGACAAGCUCCAGCGCGGCGACGACCAGAAUCCGAACCGCGGGUUUCAUUAUGCCUUGCUGCGCGAGGUGUACGGCAACACCGGCGACGCGGUAAAGGACACCGUCCUUUUCUCGAUCCUGCCCCAGGUGGAGUCCAAGGAGCUCCUCAACCACAAGGUGAUGGGACGUGUCCUAGCGAUCAAGUGGCAGACUUUUGCCUGCUGCAUGAACUUGCAACAGAUCAUGCUCUACCUCUUGCUGCUGAUGACGCUGACGCUUUCCGUGACGAUGGACCUCGGCGAUGGCGAGUCGCCCACCUUCCACACGCAGCUGCUCGUUUGGCUCAACGUCGGCGUCGCCCUUGUGCUUGGGCUUAUCGCAACCAGUUACUUUCACUACGCGAACCGCAAGCUCUGGGCCGUCAAGACCAUCGGCGUCAUCGGUCUCGUGCUCCUUGCGCUCAAUUUCUGCGCCGAUUCCAUCGCUGCGCACGUCAACUGGAUUUGGUUCGUGCGCUGCAACAACGUCGUGCUAACGCCCACGGCGCUCUUCUUUAUCCGCUUUGAGAUCAGUGAGCUCUACGGCGAGAUCGUCAAGAAGCGUGACACACAACAUCUCCACGUCGUUGAGAUUGCUCUCGAAGCCACCAUCGAUUUUUUCCUCAGCUUUUUCGGCCGCAACGCGUCGCACUACUUCAACUCGUUCUUCAACAAGGUCCAGCUCCCGACCUUCGUCGCGAUCCUCGUCUUUGUCAUCACCGAGACCUUUUACCCGUGCGGUGACGACGUCCGCUUGUACUUUGGCAUCAUCAUCACGUUCGCGGCAUGGUCGACCAGUAUCCAGUACCUCGAGAUCCACGGCACGGCCGGGUACCUCAUCUCGCUCAUGACGUUCAUGCUCAACGACGUCGUCAAGUUCAUGGCCUUCUACCUCCCGUUCCAGUGCGCGUAUGCGAUUUCUUACUACCUCUUGUUUGAAGGCCGCGGCGUCGACGCCUACGCGACCAUCGCCCACAGCUUUGUGACCACGUUCCUCGUCAUGCUCGGCCAGAUCGAACUCGAACCGUUCGAGAACCUCCCGGCGCCGGGCCCAUAUGUACUGGGCUACACGCUCCUCCUGACGCACGCGACGCUUGUGAUUGUCAUGCUCCUCAACGUCCUCAUUGCGAUGCUCAACAAGUCGAUGGACAAGGUCAUGGAGAAGGCCAAGCUCGAGGUCCGCGUGAGUUUCGCCGAGUGCAUCCUCCGGAACGAGAAGGUCUACGGGCUUCGCCCGAUGCCCGAGCAAGAUCCGUGCGCAGCUUUGGCGGCCGAAGAAACGCGUCAUCUGCUGCAUGGUUCCCACGGUGGCGCAGAAAUAGUCGAGGUGGACGAUGCCGAGCAAAACAAGGCCGAUUUUACGACGCUCCCAGAUGACGUGGCCACGCUUUGCAAGCGUCUGGAUGAAUCCGAGAAGCAUAACGCACGUCUCGAGGCUAUGCUGCAGGACAUUAUGCUCCACUUGAACAUCGCGCCUCGUGCCACAGCGUAAAGUUUUCGAAUCAGAAAUUAGUGUUGCUGGCGUAGUUCACGUGGGCCUUUGCAUAUGCACCUGCUCUCCUUUGCGUAAUUGCAAUUCGCAUAUUCUUAUAGCUUUA